Messenger RNA from Fraxinus pennsylvanica, 333 nucleotides. The record is from the annotation of a GenBank genome assembly. Lineage: Eukaryota; Viridiplantae; Streptophyta; Magnoliopsida; Lamiales; Oleaceae.
AUGGAAAGGCUUCAUCUGCAUAUACAAAAGCUCCAGAUUGAAUUGGCUGAUGUAAGAGAAAAGAGUGGAAGUAAAUCUGAUGUAUCAAGUAACUCACAAACAGGUUCGAAGGAUGCUUCUCAUGUUGGACGGAGCAAUGAUAGCCAAGUGAACGGAAAUUUUACGCCACUGGAGAACUGUGGCAGCCUGCAACAUGAAAAUGCUGAGACUACUUUAUCUUUACCUUCAGGAGGGAACACAUCAAUGCAGGUUAAGGUUAAUAACACUAUUGCAGUAUCAAUAUCAGCUUCAGAUUUAAACAUUCUUGGCGUUUACUUAAUGCAUGAGUCAUGA